AAAUGUGGUUUAUAAAUAAAGUUAUUAUUAUUUAACUGUCUGUGACUCUGUUUCCCAUCAUGCCUCAGGAAAAGAGGAAGUGGCAGACAGAGAUCGAGAACAAGAGACGUCAGCUUGAGGAUGAUAGGAGAGAGCUGCAGCACCUCAAGUCGAAGGCUCUGAGGGAGCGCUGGCUGCUGGAUGGAGCGCCCCCUGCUGGGGUGCAGCAGGACGAGGCCAGGACCAGGAGCCUGGAGGACACCAUCAACAGGCUGGAGGAAGAGCUGCUCAGUCUGGAGACUGGAGGACAGUGUGAGACCAGGACACACACUGCUGUGUCGUCAGGAUCAGUCACAGCUGCAGAGGUCAAAGUUCACAGCAGCCGUCAGCUGGACAGAGCUGCCGCCGCUCAGGUAGAGCCAGGUGAGACCCUGUAAUCUGAUUACAGUAAUCUGAUUACAGUUCAGCUCAUGUAGAGCCAGGUGAGACCCUGUAAUGUGACUACAAGUCAAGUCAAGUCAGUUUUAUUUAUA
Messenger RNA from Plectropomus leopardus (leopard coralgrouper), 512 nucleotides. NCBI's taxonomy places the organism in Eukaryota, Metazoa, Chordata, Actinopteri, Perciformes, Serranidae. The record is from RefSeq and is a predicted model, not a curated record.